Bolinopsis microptera is the source of this 1416-nucleotide messenger RNA. RefSeq names its product forkhead box protein B1-like. The record is from RefSeq and is a predicted model, not a curated record. Gene Ontology annotation, biological process: cell differentiation; anatomical structure morphogenesis; regulation of transcription by RNA polymerase II. The transcript has 8 exons. Lineage: Eukaryota; Metazoa; Ctenophora; Tentaculata; Lobata; Bolinopsidae. Bases 1 to 1416 code for a protein of 471 amino acids. Gene Ontology annotation, molecular function: DNA-binding transcription factor activity, RNA polymerase II-specific; RNA polymerase II cis-regulatory region sequence-specific DNA binding.
AUGUCAAGUUUCAUGAUACAAUCUCUCCUGGAGUCACGCACAGUCCUGAACACCAAGACGUCUGAUCACUUCAUCUCCAGUUCAAGUGAUAAGGAAGCAACCGUUACGGAUAUCGUCAUUAAGACUGAGCCAGAACUACGGGAGAACAAUGUAACAACAGAUGAUGAACAAGUGCAGAAACAAAUGUUUGGUUACAGUCGAUCUAACAUAAUCUCUCCUGACAGUACCCUAAGAUCACCUAGCGACCUAUCCCUCACUCCUUCGCCCAGGAACAAACAUGGGUUACUAGGUGACGGUGCAGAAUCACCCAGCAAAGUGUCACCUAACAUCAUAUCGUCACCUAGCAACAGCUCAUCACACGACCAGAAACCAGCUCACUCCUACGUAGCUAUAAUAGCUAUGGCUAUUUUGGAGUCUUCCGGCCAAAAACUGGUUCUCAGCGACAUUUAUAAAUACAUCCUGGACAAAUAUCCUUACUUCAAGAACAAAGGUCAAGGCUGGAGGAACAGUGUGAGGCACAACUUGUCUCUUAACCAAUGUUUCGCUAAAGCAGGGCGAGCAGAGAAUGGUAAAGGAAACUAUUGGACCAUCCACCCAGCAAACAUGGACGAUUUUAAGAAGGGAGACUUCAGGAGAAGGUUAACGAGACGUUCCAGGAGAAAAUAUUUCUCAGUUAACGAGUUAUCCCAACUAAACCCAUUAAUUUCACCCGUCUCCUUACUUAAACAUGACCACCCGAGAACAGAUGAGCUCCUCUCAGCGCUCUUUAAAUACAACCUCUCCAACCUGGUGUCCUCCCAGAAUAACAGCAUGCUCUCCAACCACCUCGCCGCCCUCUCACAAAGCCCCUUCUCACUGCAGGACAGUAGCUUGUCUCACAGUAUACCCUCCAGUCUCUCCUCCAAUAAUGUAUCACCUGGAGCCGGGGAAAUGUCGAGCUUGUCCAGUAGUACCAGCAGUUUGUCGGGCUUUUCUCCCAGCAAGUUACCCAAUCUGUCUCUGUCGAGUGUAGGAGCUCCUUCUUCUUCUGUUUCAGGUGGUUCGAGCACCCAACUGCUACAGAAUCCUCCAUCCCUCCAGUUAUCCUCCAGUAUUUCAUCUCUUCUAAACCACGACUCUAGAGACCAAUAUCUCCCGACCCUCCUCUCCAAGAAGCUCUACACCACCUCCCCUACACCUCGCCCCACUAAGCAGCCUGCUCCUCUGGACUCACGGCUCACUGACGCUCUGAACAGUCUCAACCUCCCCUCCCUCACGGCCAACGCUUCUCUGUUAAAGUCUCACCUUCUGGCGUCCUAUAAGAUGCAACAGUGGUUGUCACACUGCGAGAAAGCCUUGAACUCUAAAAGCUUGACGCGGGUCCUUGUCCAGACAGAAGAUGGAAACAUAGGAUUAGUGUUAAAGGAGGGUCUCUGA